AUGUCAAGUAGCGGUCCCUUGACGGACGCGCACCGCAGGUCCGAGUCGACGAUCAGCGGUCUUUUCUCGAUCCCCGCCGAUGUGAAUCCCGUCAUGAGCGGGAAAACAACAAAGGCUCCAGUAGUGCCCAUCGCUGCCUCGCUGUUUCCGGCAAACAUCGCAGUCAUGGUCGACGAUGACCUCGCGCCUGGCGUGGCUGACUUUGGCGUCACCGCAGAGCCAUCUGUGCUUCGCUUGUCAUCCGUUGAGUGCGAGGUUUUUGAGAAUUCCAUCACAGACAUGGGCGAUGGCGGGGCCCCAUCUCUGUCAAUGGUGAGCCGUCGCGACAUGUCGCUUGCGGACAUCUUCCGAAUGCGGCUGGAAGGCUGCCGUGCGCGGCACACACUCUUCACCGCUACCACGUCACUACGCGGCAGCCUGGCCUCGUCGCUGCGCUCUACCUCGGGGUCGCCCAUGCUCCCGCUCACUGGCCGCGUGCGUGAUCAUGCCGGGAUCAUCGGCGAAACAACCUCGGCAGCCAUAUCGGCAGCCUCACAAGCGCCUGCGUGGUCGUCCCUUAAUGGACUUGGUCGCCCAGUCAACCGCCGAUCCAGCAUGCUAUCGGUGCGCACAAAUGCACUGGACACGUCAAUUGCCAUUCUUCAGCACAUGGCACACGACACGGCUGCUCGUGUCGAGGCUGUCUGCAAUGCUCGAUCUCUUGCCGGCUCCCCGUCCACCGCCACCUCCGCCUGUGGCUCCGUCGCGCUGUCCUCGUUGCAGCCGACCCAGCCCUAUCCAACGGACACCCACACUAGCACCCGCGGUUACAAGGUGGUGGGAAGUGGUAACACAGCUUCGGUGGAGGGCAGCUUUAGCGACAGCGACCAGCACACGCCACUGCUGCACACAGUGCACACGCGACAGCUCACCCGCGCUUUGGACUCUCCCUCUCCGCUGAACUCGCUCUCUGAGUCGGAGCUGCGCAGCGGGCACCUGCGCGGUGGCGGUUGCUCACAUUUGUCUGCUCAUGCCUCGGCAGCACGCCUUGCCGGAGGCGCUGUCGUUGCCAAGGCGGCAUCGGACUUAGAGCACAGCUCACCGCUGUCUCACCUGGACAGGUCUCCGUUGGCUGCAAGGCGGCAGUCAAAUGGCACAGCGGAUCAUCGAGCGCCCCAUCGGUCAGUGGCGGCCGCCGCCACAGAGGUCACACGGCCAAGCUCACAGAACCAGACGACCGACGUGAGCUUCUACAACCACGACUUCCAGCACAUUGUCCCACUCGAAGUAAAGGAGGCGCUCCAGCGUAACAUGCGCCCACUCUACGAGGACGACGAGGAUGACGACGACGCGCUGCUUCACGACGGGCUCCGUGCGCCGACGCCACCGCCGCUGACAUCCUUCCCGAACGUGGCGCACAGCAUGUACGAGGAUACCUGCAAUUUGGACACCCCGUCCAACUACGCGUGCACUCGUGGCACCGGCAGUGUUGAUGGUGCCGGCGCGGCGAUCGCGGAUGCCCUGUUCAGCAUUUCUCCGAGUACCCUUCACGCACCUAGUCGACUCUUCGCGUCACCAAUCGCACCGGCGCUGCAGACAGCCGCAUCCUCGGUGGUUGCCUGGCAAACAGGCGGCACUGGCGGGGCCAAGUCGAUCCGCCCAUUCGAUAGUGGCACAGCGGAGACACUGGGGGCUGGCCUGAGCAUCAGCGGUACAGGAGUGCCCUUCCAGACGUGGAAGUUUCCGAGUUUGGGCAAGCCGAACUCCGCGUCCUCGCUGCGUAAGGCGUCGCUCGGCGAGAACGGGAACGCGGAGACGUUGCCGGAGGGCGCGGUGGGAGGUGCGGCCGCGGUGCGUCAACCGGCUGUUCCACCAUCCGAGCACUGCAGCCACCCCACUCGCGAGACCCUCAUGCCGGGAUCGCCGCAGCAGCAAUCCAGUGAGUCUCCUCCGCUCACCCGAAACGGACUCCAGGCCACCAGCAAGCACAGCACCUUCAACACGGCUACGACGCCGUGUUCUUCCGUGGCGGCCGGUGCCCUCUCUGGCGCUGGCAACGUUGGCCCGUGCGCAGCGUCCCUGCUGUCGGGUGUGGCCGGCACACAUCGAAAGUCCUCAGUUGCGCACGGCACCCUGAUGCACUCCCAUGACGGCGCAGGUGGGCACUUUGUGCAGGCUGCUGUCGCUCGGGGCUCCCCACCGAGCGCGGCCGUUAGUUUGAGCGCCGCCGCUGACAGCAGCAACACACGCAAGCUGGAGAUGGUGUACACACUCUAUGAGCGACUGCUGCACGCACGACCUCCCGACAACAGCUUCCCUGCGGCUACCCCGAGGAGUGUGCACACGCUGAACUCGCGAAGUCUGACGGGGGAGUUGAUGCCGCCGCUGGACAUCUUGCCGUCGACACCGGCUGCCCUGAAAACGUCGCAAUCUGGUGCCGCCGGCGCUGGCUUCGAGGUGAUGAGUCAGGGCGACUGUUCCCCAUCGAUGUCCUACUCCGGCGCUCUGAGCCGCUCGGCGGGCUACUACAGCUUCGGUAAGCGGAUCAGUCUCAGCCACCCGAACAGGCAGCCGCUGCCACACCAGUUCCUCGGCAGCGCAUCAAACCUGCAUGCGACGCCGUCGCCGCCGCGCGUGGCGAUGCUCGGCACCCCCGCAGUGGCAGACAUGACUGUGACUUCGAGCGGUAAAAGCAGCGGCGCCACCAUGGCUUUCUCGUCCACUGCGCAGGCGCGGCGACGUACUUUCGACUUGUCAGUGCUGCAGCGCAUCGACUCCCGCCCGCUGCUGCAGUCGACGUUAUUUUUGCAGAACAACAUGCACUCCAUCUUCGAGGCGCACGCGCAGUUCACGCGGAAGGAGAAAGUGUACGAUGCCGGCCGCGCGGAACACCGCGUCGCGAUUGGUUUGUCACCGUCAACCGCGACUGCAUCCGUGGCGGUCGAAUCCGUGCGCCAGGACACCGUUCCGUUAGAGGAGCAGAGCGCGGCUGUUGUGCCGUCGCCGGCGGGUGUGGCCGAUGUGGAGACGCGCGAGUGUGUGACAGAGGCGAAUCAGAGGUGGAUGACGGGCCACACCGCAAUUGCCGAAGCGGCUUCGCCGGUGGUGCUCGGCUCCGCUGCCGCCGCGGCAGCAGCAGCGUCCGCCGCGCGCGAGUCGAACAAUACGAGCAGCAGCAGUAGAGGCACCCAAGUCCCAUCUAUGGGCUCUGAGCUCCCGUCGCCCGUCUCGUCCUCAAUAGGUAAGCGGCCCAACGCGUCGAGUCUGUCCGCCAACUGCAUCCAAGAAGCGCAGGAGAAGCAGGAGGAGCAGCUCCUCAAGCAGGCCGAGAUGCACGUGAGUCCCACCGCCGGUGCAGCCGCCGCCGACGUGCCUGUGGCACAUGAGAGCAACGGAAUCUCAUCACAUCGGUACUACCGAGCCCUCACGGAGGCAAAAUGCCUCGUACGUCACGUUCACGGCGUCGAUGGGGUGGAGCGGGAGGUGGACAACGACUCGAUGGACUUGGUCGUGUACGUUGGCAUGCACCUGAUGGGUUGGUUGGAGGUGGUGAGUCUGCUGGGCUGCGGGAGCUUUGGCCAAGUAUUCCUUUGCAAGGACUUGCGCAUCUGCGACGGCCACUUUGUCCAUCCAAGCGAGAUCGAGGGCGAGGACUACGAGUAUUGGAACUGCUCCCACGCCUACCUCCCCUUCAGCAGCGUCGACGCCGUGCCGACGCAUCGUCCCCUUGUCGCCGUCAAGGUGGUGAAAAGUGUGCCGCUGCUGGAGCAGCAGUCGGUUCUGGAGGCGGAGAUGCUCGUGUUGAUCGGCGCGCAGACCGCGCUACCACCAGCGAACGCAGCGGGGGAAGCUCGUGAAUCGGCCACCUCGACACUGGCAGCCGCAACAGGUGGUCACAUUGGUGUCAAUGAGCCACCGCCAGAGGAUCCACGCUGCGCCAGCAUUGCAAAGGUGCUCGCCGACGGCAUCUGCCACGGCCAUCACUGCAUUGUGAUGGAGAGGUACGGCGCAAACCUCUACGAGUACAUCGCCGCGAAUGACCACCGUGGGCUUCCCAUGUACCAAAUCCGCACUAUCGGCGCACAGCUCUUCUCCGCUCUCUCGCUAGUGCACGAGGAGUGCCACAUCAUCCACGCUGACAUCAAGCCAGAGAAUGUGCUGCUGACGCUCGACUCGGGCAUAGGCAUGCUGCGGGUGAAGGAUGAGCCGUCGCCCAUAACCGCUGCCACUGCAGCUGCGACGCUCCCCGCUGGGACCGCGAGCAACAGCAACGCCAGUAACACCGCAGUAGCGACCAAGACCCCGCGUAGCGUCCCGCACCGGAGGGCGUCUGCUGAGGCUAUGCGUCGCUCUCCGAGCAGUACGUCGCCAAAUGCCGAACCGCCGUGGCACCAGCAGCGCACCGAGUCUUCGGAGACGUCGCCCGCAUCGUCCUCGCUGCCGGCAGAGCGCUCGCACACCGUGCGAGUCGGCCCUGGCGCUGUUGCGCGGCAGCGGCUCGGCCUCAAGGGGGAGCGACGAAACUCGAGCACCCUCCUGGACUUCUCCUCCUCGCCGAUGGCGCUCGCGACGUACAAGGGUCACAGUUUUUGUCACCUCCGCUCGAGCUCGGCCAGCCGCGCCACCAUCGUGGAGCAAACGGACAUGCCGACCCCCGAGCCGCGCCGCAUGCACAUGCUGAACCAGUCGGCCGGUUUUGUCACCACUGCCGCGAGCGGCAUGUCGUUGCAAAGCCUUGGCGGUGGUAGUGCCGGCAGCUACAGUCGUCACAUGAUGCAAGCACCUGCUGCGUCCGUGGAGGAGGGGCUGGCGGUGCCAGCAGCACCGGUUGUCUCGCACCUGCGCGUUCGGCUCAUUGAUUUCAGUUCCAGCUGCUACGACGGCGGCCCAUUUUACCAAUACAUCCAGUCCCGCUACUAUCGCGCACCGGAGGUGAUUGUGGGGGCGCCGUACAACUCUGCAAUCGACAUCUGGUCGACUGGCUGCUUGCUUGCGGAGCUGCUGCUGGGCAUGCCGCUGCUCCCCGGCUGCAACGAUCACCAUCAGCUCUCGCUCGUGGAGGAGAUGAUUGAGCCGCUGCCCGACUACCUGGUAGAGAAUGGCGACAACGCCGACUUGUUUUACACCGCAGCAGCGACGGAGGGCGAGGGCAUUACCAAUGCCGCGCUGCCUCGUGCGCCAGCGGCUGCAGCGCCCGGCGCAUCUGUGUCAGCGACGCUGCAGCCGCCUCGAUUGUUUGCUUUGCGCACGCGCGAGAACUACCUGACGGUCACCGGCAGCGAGCCGCUGCCGUACCGCCGCUACUUCACGUACCAGACCCUGCAGGAGCUGGUGCGGCACUGCCCUCUGACGCUUGAGGAGCGGCGCAUGAGCAACGGGCUACAUCCGUACGUGCCAGCGAACGAGUCCUCUGCGAUCCCCCUCGAUGCGACGCCGUCGCUGUCGGUGCGAUCUGACAUGAUGAAGCAGCGCUUCUUGCUCUUCGAUUUGCUGCGACGUCUCCUUCAGACUGACUCGAAGCUGCGCCCCACCGCCGCGCAGGCACUCAAGCACCCGUUCUUCAGCUCGCUUCCACCGUAUUUCAACACCUUUGCGCUUGACUGA
Leishmania mexicana MHOM/GT/2001/U1103 is the source of this 5583-nucleotide messenger RNA. Its product is annotated as putative protein kinase. NCBI's taxonomy places the organism in Eukaryota, Euglenozoa, Kinetoplastea, Trypanosomatida, Trypanosomatidae. The transcript has a single exon. Gene Ontology annotation, molecular function: ATP binding; protein serine/threonine kinase activity; protein tyrosine kinase activity. Gene Ontology annotation, biological process: peptidyl-threonine phosphorylation; peptidyl-serine phosphorylation. Bases 1 to 5583 code for a protein of 1860 amino acids. Gene Ontology annotation, cellular component: cytoplasm. The record is from RefSeq and is a predicted model, not a curated record.